AUGAUCAAUCACUUAUGGCGCCCGCCACGCAAAGAACCUGGAGUCAAAAGUCGUCCACUCGAUAAAGAGGACCCAGAGAACUUCCAAUAUUAUCGGAAAUGGGGCUUCACGGUUUAUCGUACGUAUUACGGUUCCGACUCGAAUCAGCAUUGGGAUGCACUUAUCGACGCCAUGACUCGACAAACCCUCCUUGCACUUGGCUACCACGAAGAUGACGAUAUGUUCAAAAACGAUAAAAGACAGAAGAGGGGACUUUACAGUAACAAAGCCAAGUACCUGGAAGAUGUGAACCGAUUAAAGAAGCUUUUCCGACUCUCAACCCGGGAAGAUGUAUCAUUGCUUGAUGGCCUUGACAUCCACCAAAUUCGGGAGGUCUGUGUUAAAGAGCUUCCUGAGGCCAAAAAGAACAUAGAGGGCGCCAAUCAUUGUUUUGCACUUGUCGCCGACGAGGCAGUGCUAAAGGAUGUCGCGCGCGGGGUGUUUGUAAUCAAGGCAGUUGGUUACGACUGGGACGAGGAUCGUGCCGGUCAGGGUUGGGUCAGAAUGCUGACAGGCGACAUAUUGAGUCUCUGGGAGUCGCUAUUGCUUUGUGAUUACAUUUGUCACGACAUAUAUGCGGAAAUGCAUCGUGAGGUUUCUGGAGGUGAUCUUGACAAGGACACCUGGCCAGGACUCUCAUGCAUUGAGCCGCUUGGUGAUUGCUCUGAAGCUCGAACUGCGGAUCCGACAGGCACAGCUAGAAUCACACAGUUUAGAAUCGAUUACUAA
This is a messenger RNA of Fusarium tjaetaba, 768 nucleotides long. RefSeq lists its product as uncharacterized. Lineage: Eukaryota; Fungi; Ascomycota; Sordariomycetes; Hypocreales; Nectriaceae. Bases 1 to 768 code for a protein of 255 amino acids. The record is from RefSeq and is a predicted model, not a curated record. The transcript has a single exon.